This is a messenger RNA of Peromyscus maniculatus bairdii (prairie deer mouse), 927 nucleotides long. NCBI's taxonomy places the organism in Eukaryota, Metazoa, Chordata, Mammalia, Rodentia, Cricetidae. The record is from RefSeq and is a predicted model, not a curated record.
AUGGCAGGAGACGGGACAGCCCAGAGAUGGGACCACACACAUAUCAGCCUUCAGAAUUUCUCCUACAUGUGGACCAUCAACAACUUGCGUUUUCUUGUGGAGGAAAGGACAGAAGUCAUUAGAAGCCCAACUUUCUCAAGAGAAGCCAAUGGCAAAUGGUAUUUGACAGUAAACCCGAAUGGAGUUGAUGAAGUAAGUGCGGAUUACCUGUCAGUUAACCUAGUUUUGCUCAGCUGUCUAAAGAGUCAUGUUUGGGCAAAGUUCCAGUUCUGGAUCAUAACUGCCGAAGGAGAGAAAACACAAACUAUGAGGAGCCCAAGAGCCAUUAGGUUCGUGCCAGGCCGUGCCUGUGGAUUCAAAAAGUACAUCCUUCGAGAUUUCCUCUUUUCAAAUGCUCCUCGUCUUCUCCCAGAUGACAAGCUCAGGCUGCUCUGCACUGUGAGUGUGGUCCAGGACUCCUUCAGAAUCUCCGACCAGAACAGGAAUUCAGGGAUUCAAGUUCCCCCAUGCACAUUGGCAGAUGAGCUAGGAGAGCUGUGGGAGAAUUCCCAAUUCACAGACUGCUGCCUGGUGGUAUCUGGCCAGGAAUUCCAGGCUCACAAGGCCAUCUUAGCAGCUCGCUCUCCAGUUUUCAGAGCCAUGUUUCAACAUGACAUGGAAGAGAGCAGAAAGAACCGAGUUGAGAUCCCUGACCUGGAGCCACAAGUCUUCAAGGCAAUGAUGGGCUUCAUUUACACUGGGAAGGUACCAGACCUGGACAGCAUGGCAGAUGCAUUGCUGGCAGCUGCAGACAAGUAUGGCCUGGAGCGUUUGAAGGUGAUGUGUGAGGAUGCCCUCUGCAGGGACCUCUCUGUGGAGACUGCUGCCCACAUUCUCUUCCUGGCUGACCUCCACAGCUCAGGGCAUUUGGUGAAUGAUGACUGUUAA